Phalacrocorax carbo (great cormorant) is the source of this 3968-nucleotide messenger RNA. The record is from RefSeq and is a predicted model, not a curated record. NCBI's taxonomy places the organism in Eukaryota, Metazoa, Chordata, Aves, Suliformes, Phalacrocoracidae.
UGCAACGCGGUGGCGGCGGCGGCGGCCCGGGCACAAGAUGGCGGCGGAGCGGCAGGGAGGCGGCGGCGGCGGCCGCGGCGGGGCGGGAGGCGGCGGCGCGGAGGACAACAAGGAGAACGAGAGGCCGGCCGGGCCGCAGGCCGGCAGCCUCGGCGACAGCCUGGGCCUGGAGAUCCUUCAGAUUGUGAAGGAGUCUCAGCAGCAGCAUGGUUUACGACAUGGAGACUUCCAGAGGUACAGGGGUUACUGCUCCCGAAGGCUAAGGCGGCUCCGAAAAACUCUCAACUUCAAGAUGGGAAACAGGCACAAGUUCACUGGGAAGAAGGUGACUGAAGAGAUUCUCUCAGACAACAGGUAUUUGCUAUUGAUUCUGAUGGAUGCAGAGAGAGCCUGGAGUUAUGCCAUGCAGCUGAAACAGGAAGCAAACACAGAGCCUCGCAAACGCUUUCACUUGCUCUCUCGUCUGCGCAAAGCUGUGAAGCACGCUGAGGAGCUGGAGCGACUGUGUGAAAGUAACAGAGUGGAUGCCAAAACAAAGCUGGAAGCUCAGGCAUACACGGCUUACCUCACAGGAAUGCUCCGCUUUGAACACCAGGAGUGGAAGGCAGCAAUGGAGGCUUUCAACAAAUGCAAGACCAUAUACGAAAAACUGGCCAACGCUUUCACAGAAGAGCAAGCUGUACUGUAUAACCAGCGUGUGGAAGAGAUCUCGCCCAACAUUCGCUACUGUGCCUAUAAUAUUGGUGACCAAUCUGCUAUGAAUGAGUUGAUGCAGAUGAGAUUGAGGUCUGGUGGCACUGAAGGCCUUCUUGCAGAAAAGCUGGAGGCGCUGAUUACCCAAACUCGAGCAAAGCAGGCAGCCACAAUGAGCGAGGUGGAGUGGAGAGGAAGAACUGUUCCAGUGAAGAUAGACAAAGUGAGGAUCUUCUUGCUGGGGCUGGCCGACAACGAAGCAGCGAUUGUUCAGGCAGAAAAUGAGGAGACAAAGGAACGUUUGUUUGAAUCUUUACUCAGUGAGUGUAGAGAUGCCAUUCAGGCUGUUCGGGAAGAUUUGAAACCGGACCAGAAGCAGCGGGAACACACUCUGGAAAAUGAUUCUGGGAAGGUGUCCAACAUCCAGUACUUACACAGUUAUUUGACUUACAUCAAGCUGUCAACAGCCAUCAAGCGCAACGAAAGCAUGGCAAAGUCUCUGCAGAAGGCACUGCUGCAGCAGCAGCGAUCAGAAGAGGAUGGCAAGCGCACACCACGGCCUCAGGACCUAAUCCGUCUUUACGAUAUCAUUUUGCAGAACCUCGUGGAACUGACACAGCUUCCUGGCCUAGAAGAGGACAAGAACUUCCAAAAAGAGAUUGGAUUGAAGACGCUUGUGUACAAAGCUUACAGGUGUUUCUUCAUUGCACAGUCCUACGUCCUGGUAAAAAAAUGGAGUGAAGCUCUUGUUUUGUAUGAGAGAGUGCUGAAAUAUGCCCGCGAAGUUCAGUCAGGAGCUGGAGCUUAUAAGAACAGCUUGAAGGAGCUGCCUGAUGUUCAGGACCUGAUCACUCAAGUCAAUGCAGAGAAAUACUCCUUGCAAGCGGCAGCUAUAUUAGAUGCAAAUGAUACUCAUGAGACUGAGUCUCCAUCUCAGGUCAAGGAUGGCAAGCCACUCUCGGAACGGUUUGAGACUUUCUGUCUGGAUCCUUCUCUUGUCAGCAAGCAAGUCAGCCUCGUGCACUUCCCGCCGGGCUUCCAGCCCAUUCCGUGCAAACCCUUGUUCUUUGACCUGGCCCUUAAUCAUGUUGCUUUCCCACCUCUGGAGGACAAGGUGGAGCAGAAGGCCAAGAGUGGCCUUACAGGAUAUAUAAAGGGCAUCUUUGGAUUCAAAAGUUAACCGGGACCCCCUGAGGAACAGCGGUUUUAUUCUGUAUUGAAGGAGAAGCUCCGAGAGGUUCUAGGACACGAAUAUCUGCACCUGAAACCGACAGAGGGAGGUUUUACCAUCUUCUUCCCUGUGUUCUGUGUAUAUGUCUGUGCACUUACGUUCUCUCCCAGUGUAUUAAAGACAAACAAUCUAUUCAGAAACAUACGUAUGCUAUAAAUAGCUGAAAAUAAUUUGGAGCACAGAGAAAUUCCAUUCUGCUUGGAGAAGUUGGAGCUCACGUUGUGACCAGCGGCCUGUUCGGGGCUGGUACAUGUCUCCUUACCAUGGACCGGGGCAAAAAGGCAUAACUUGAUUCCUCCCCCCACCCCUCACCCCCAUUAUUUGACACUAUAAUUUGGUAUUUUGGUCUAGAAAUCUGGGUGUGAUGGGGAAACAGGCAAAAGUUAGAUGCAGAACUAAACCAGCAAGGUGAGGCUGGCUACACAAAGGCUAUGAAACAGUAGCCAAGGGGGCUAACUUCCCUUCCCUUUUGACUCCCAGUCCUCGCUGGGAAGCAUAUGUAGUUAUGCAAAGAGAAGCCUCUGUGUUUUUUAAAAAUGUAACAUUCAGAAAUGACAAAAUAGAGCCUCCUGUCAAUAAGGAUGGCAAAUACGUUACCGAAUGUUAAUGGCUGCCCCAGUUGUGGUGGAGCAUAACCUCAAUUUGUACUCCGGGCCGAUAGGAUCCUUCUUUAUUGAUACACGUUCUGUUACACGCGUAAAUGCAGCGUAGAACCUAUUCCUACAAGGCUUUUCCUGGGAAACUAGCUUCAUGGGAGGCUUUAGAACUAGCUACUUGCUCCUCACGGGAAGUUGGGUCUCUGGGUGUUCCUUCCGUCUCUGAUCUAAACCUUGCCUGAAACAAGAUGGUCUUUUUCUGGAGCUCAUCUGUUGCUUUUUUCCUCAUCAUCACUCAGUAGAUACGCCUGAAAUGAGGAAUAAACAACAGGAGACCAGCAGGUUCUGGAGUGACAGGUCUUCUCUGCCGUGCCAGACAGCUUUUGUUGUUUGUUUAGGGUUUUUUUUUGUUCUUUAAUAAAGCACCCAGGUGCUGUGGUGGUAGGCACAUUCCAAAUGUGGGUAAUUUCGUCAUUUUGAUCACAUAAACAGGAAGAAAACCCCGCAGCACAUGGGCAGAACUGUUCCUCAGUGAAGCCGUGGGAAGUUUCCACCAGCAGUGUCUGGGUUUUCUCUCGGUCUGUAGCCGGAAGCUGAAAGAGCGGUUUGUUUGAGCUGCCCUAACUCUGCUGCACCGGGUGUCUUCACUUUGCGUUGCUUCGCCAUUUUUAGGCAUCGGAGUUAAUAGGGCUGGAAAGAGAAUUGUUUAAAAUGGUUGGAUUGUUGUGGGAAUUUUCCGCGCAAGGUGCGUGUCAGGUGGGUGGGGGGAAUUACCGAUUCCCAUUACAUGAAUAUGGCUGUUUGCUGCUUUGUUCCCAGUUGAUCUGACUUGUGAGUUCUCAAAGUACAAAGCAGCUUUCGAGAGUUCUCUGCGCUCAGAAAGAGGGAGGAGGAGGAGGAACUUGUUUGUGUUUCAUUUUUGCAACAGGGAGGUGAAAUGGGAAUUUCUGGUAUUCCGGCCAGUUCCACUUGCCUCUGGAUGCCAGGGGGGAUUUUAUAAGAGAAAGGGGAGUGUAGAGCUGAAAGAAACGUGGAAGACUUUAUUCAUCAGAUGACAAGUUCUUGGUCUCUUCCCCACAAAGCCUGUUCCCUUACGGACAAGGCAAGGUCACGCAGUGGCCGGCGCAGGCAUCAGCUGGUUGAUCUGCUUCGUGGUACCUCCUGUGUGCGUUUAUCUGAGCUUCUCUCCCCUUUUCAGCUUUUAUAUCAAAUCACUUUGAGAACUGUUCUGUUUGGUUUGCAAACCAAACUCCUUUCAGCUUUCCCUCCCAGCAGUCUACGUGGUGCCUGGAUUGAUUCCAGUGAAACUUGUACCGUGGCCACUUUCUAAUUGGUUACUGUGACAAAAAGCUAAGAGCAGUUGGCCUCUUUGUCAAACAUCUCUUGACAGAUAACUAAUUAUUUGAAUGCAGAUAAGAAAUCUGAAAACAAUAAAGUUUUAUUCCUGA